Plodia interpunctella (Indianmeal moth) is the source of this 588-nucleotide messenger RNA. It is a transcript of the gene RpLP2, whose product is annotated as Ribosomal protein LP2. Bases 156 to 494 code for a protein of 112 amino acids. Gene Ontology annotation, cellular component: cytosolic large ribosomal subunit; ribosome. NCBI's taxonomy places the organism in Eukaryota, Metazoa, Arthropoda, Insecta, Lepidoptera, Pyralidae. Gene Ontology annotation, biological process: translation; cytoplasmic translational elongation. The record is from RefSeq and is a predicted model, not a curated record. Gene Ontology annotation, molecular function: structural constituent of ribosome. The transcript is spliced from 5 exons.
CAUCGACUAACAUUCGACCUGGCAACACUUCAAAAAAUUGUCAAUGCCAGCCAGCGAGCGAGCCCAAGCCUCUUCUCUCUUUCACUUGACAUUUUGUUCAAGUUGAACGUUUAAUUUACGGCAUAAACACGUUUCGUGUCUUUACGACUUAAAAAAUGCGUUACGUGGCCGCGUAUUUACUGGCUGUGCUGGGAGGGAAGGCGUCCCCGGCUGCCGCUGAUGUCGAGAAGAUCCUCAGCUCUGUUGGUAUUGAAGCUGACUCUGAGAAACUGAAGAAGGUUAUCUCCGAGUUGGACGGCAAGAACAUUGAGGAGCUGAUCGCGUCGGGCCGCGAGAAGCUGUCGUCCAUGCCGGUGGGCGGCGCCGCGCCCGCCGCCGCCGCCGCCGGCGCGCCCGCAGCCGCCGCCGCAGAGGAGAAGAAGGAAGAGAAGGAGACAAAGAAGGAAGAGUCUGAAUCUGAAGAUGAGGACAUGGGCUUCGGUCUCUUUGACUAAAUAUUUUUUAAGUGUACGCGGUCGUUAUUCCAAAUAUGUAAGCGUAAUUUGACAGCGAGUAUGUUUCUAUGAAAUAUAUUUGCUUCAACUUUUA